CAGGUUGCAGAAAAGAUGGAAAAAAGGACAUGUGCACUCUGCCCCAAAGACAUCGAGUAUAGUAUCCUAUACUUUGCAAAAUCAGAGAAUAUAGCUGCUCAUGAAAAUUGUUUGCUGUAUUCUUCAGCACUUGUGGAAUCUGAGGAUCAUGAUCCACAUAAUCAAGACAGAAAUUUUGAUGUGGAAUCAGUAAAGAAAGAAAUCCACAGAGGACGGAAGUUGAAAUGUUCAUUUUGUAGUAAAAAAGGAGCCACCGUGGGAUGUGAUUUAAAAGCCUGUAGCAAGACUUACCACUUUUUCUGUGCCAAGAAUGACCAAGCAGUCCUACAAAAUGAUGAAUCUCGAGGAAUUUAUAAAGUGUUUUGCAAACAACAUGCUCCAUCGAACGACGCUCAUAAUGGUAAGUCUCUAAAAUUUAGAACGUCUGGUACCUUCCAAUCUCACUACAAUCAGAGGGCCAAACAAGGACGUGCGUGCACGAGCGGACUGAAAAGAAAAAGAGGAAGGAAGAAAUGUCUCUCAAAAGACCCACCUGAAACGUUGACAUUAGAUAGAUUCAUGAAGGAAGAGGAAGGCAGACACACAGAUGCAGCUGUGAAGGCUGGUUUUCUUAAGAAAUGUAAGGAAGCGGGGCUUCUUAAUGAUUUAUUUGAAGAAAUAUCAGACAAACUUCAUUUGAUUCAAGAAAGACUCAUGGGCGACACUGCUUCUGAUUCAGACCAUGAAGAAAUCGAGACUUCACUUUUUGACUGUAAAUUGUUUGAAGACACAUUUGUAAAUUUUCAAGCAGGAAUACAGAAGAAAAUCCAUCAACGUGAAGAAUGGCAGAAGCAACUGAAUGACGAGAUUGGGGUACUUAAGGAUUUAAACCAAACCGUGUGCUCUCUUCAAGGAGAUAGAGACAUAAUGUCAAGUUCUACUUCAGUAUCUUCUGUGUCUUCUAAGGAUUACCAUUUCCUAAAUCAGGAAUGA
Molecule: messenger RNA, 972 nt
Organism: Odobenus rosmarus divergens (Pacific walrus)
Lineage: Eukaryota; Metazoa; Chordata; Mammalia; Carnivora; Odobenidae
Gene: PHF11
Product: PHD finger protein 11
Exons: 11
Coding region: 16-972 (318 amino acids)
Cellular component (GO): nucleus
Molecular function (GO): histone binding; histone deacetylase binding
Source: RefSeq, a predicted model, not a curated record